This is a messenger RNA of Aspergillus japonicus CBS 114.51, 2077 nucleotides long. RefSeq names its product GPI-anchored beta-1,3-endoglucanase EglC (gene bgt2). The coding region runs from base 132 to 1649 and encodes 505 amino acids. Gene Ontology annotation, molecular function: glucan endo-1,3-beta-D-glucosidase activity; 1,3-beta-glucanosyltransferase activity. The transcript has 2 exons. Gene Ontology annotation, cellular component: cell surface; extracellular region; fungal-type cell wall. The record is from RefSeq and is a predicted model, not a curated record. Gene Ontology annotation, biological process: cell wall organization. Lineage: Eukaryota; Fungi; Ascomycota; Eurotiomycetes; Eurotiales; Aspergillaceae.
CCCCCCCCUCUCUUGAUCAUUUUUUGAACGUGGACUUGUCAUUCUUUUCCAAUUCCCGUUCCUUGCAGUCACUCCCUCUUUACGACUUUUAACUCACCUUCGUCAAUCUCUAUCACACUACCACCAUCACCAUGCACUACACCACUUUGGCUGCCAUGGCCCUCGCGGCCUCCACUGCCGAGGCUGUCUCCCAGGGUUUCAACUACGGCAACAAGAAGGCCGACGAGAGCUCCAUGUUCCAGGCCGACUUCGAGGCCUCCUUCAAGACUGCUAAGGGUCUGGUUGGCACUGACGGUGGCUUCACCAGCGCUCGUCUCUACACCAUGAUCCAAGCCUACAGCACCAACACCCCCAUCGAGGCCAUCCCCGCUGCCAUCGCCCAAGACACCUCCCUCCUCCUCGGUCUGUGGACCUCCGGUGGUGGCAUGGCCAACGAGCUCGCCGCCCUCAAGUCCGCCAUCUCUCAGUACGGUGAGGACUUCACCAAGCUGGUCGUCGGUAUCUCCGUCGGCAGCGAGGAUCUCUACCGCAACUCCGUCGAGGGUGUUGAGGCUGACGCCGGUGUCGGUGUCAACCCCGACGAGCUCGUCGAGUACAUCCAGCAGGUCCGCGACCUGAUCGCCGGCACCGGACUGGCGGAUGUCCCUAUCGGCCACGUCGACACCUGGGACUCCUGGACCAACACCUCCAACGCGGCGGUCAUUGAGGCCGUCGACUGGCUCGGUUUCGACGGCUACCCGUUCUGGCAGUCGACUUUCGAGAACGACAUCAGCAACGCCAAGCAGCUCUUCCUCGACUCGUGGGAGAAGACCAAGGCUGUUGCCGGCAGCAAGGAGGUCUGGAUGACCGAGACUGGAUGGCCCGUCAGCGGUGACUCUGAGGGUGAUGCGGUUGCCAGCGCCGCCAACGCCAAGAUCUACUGGGACGAAGUUGGUUGCCCUCUGUUCGGCAACACCAACACCUGGUGGUACAUCCUCCAGGACACCGACGGUGCCACCCCCAACCCUAGCUUCGGGGUUGUUGGCAGCACCCUGAGCACCACUCCUCUGUACGACCUGUCUUGCAAGAACUCUACUUCCUCCGCCACCUCGACUGCUUCUUCGUCUUCUGCCUCUGCCACCGCUUUCUCUGGUAAGACUACUGGCUCUUCCAGCUCCGGCUCCGGCUCCAGCUCCGGCUCCGGUUCUUCCGCCUCUGGCUCUGGCUCCUCUGCUUCCGGCUCUGGCUCCUCUGGCUCCUCUGGCUCCUCCGGCUCCGGCUCCGGUGCCUCUGCUUCCGGCUCUGGUUCCAGCUCUGGCUCCAGCUCUGGCUCCAGCUCUGGCUCCAGCUCUGGCUCCAGCUCCGGCUCUGGCUCCGUCUCUGGCAGCUGGGGUGGCCGCAACGGCACCUGGGGCAGCCACGGCAACGGCACUUACCCCGGCUUCCGCCCCUCCGCCAGCUCCGGUCUGACCCCCUCCGCCAGCGCUGCUGCGGGUAGCUCCGGUUCCUCCAGCUCCAGCUCCGGCUCCGGCUCCGGCUCUGGCUCCAGCACCGGCACCUCCGCUGCCGCCGCUUCCUCCUCCGGCCUCUUCACCGGUGGCUCCGGCCGUGUCCUCCCCGGCUCUCUCCUCGGUGCCGUUGUCGGCAUCCUCGCCCUGGCUGUCUUGUAAAUUUAGCUUAGCUCAGCGAUGAAGGAAUGAGGGGGUUGUUCGCCGCAGUAUGCAGUAUAGACCGUUUUUCUCUUCGUGUACACUUUUAGGACGUUCGUUUAAUUCAAUGAUGCCGGUUGUAUGUCGACUGUCUCCAGUAUAGUACAAUGCACGCACGAAUUGAUCAUUCUUGGCUGAAUCACGAGUACCAGUAAACAAUGUGCCUCUCACUGGACUGGACGAUGAGUCUUCUCCCAUCCGACUUCGACAGAUACAGAAACCACCGAAAUCACGACUCCGUCUUUCUUGCCUUGAGACUCCCCUGUAAACAGCCCACCACAUCCUCCACCGUCUUCCCGCGCUGUCUCAGCUCCCCAGCCUUCUGCUUCUCCAGCCCCAGCACCGGAUCCGCCGCCACAGCCUGAUACACCUCGGCGACCCCAUUAAAC